CAUCGUCUUGCUCUGUUGCUGUCACAGGCUGUGGGCUCUCAGUUUUGUAGAGAUCUAUUGGCUCUGCAGCUCAGUGAUUGGAACAGCAUGCAGACGGACUCCUUCAUAGAGGAGGAAAGGCUGCGAAUCUUUGCUUUGCUUGCAGGCAAACCAGUGUGGCAGUCAUCAGACAGCUGUAUAAAUGUGUGCUCUGAGCUCGAUUGGAAGCGGUGUGUUGCUGUUCAUCUCUGGUACAUGCUGCCUCCUACUGCAUCUGUAGCUGAUGCCCUCUCCAAAUACGAAUCUGCAUUUCAGGGUUCAGAGGAAGUGAAAAGGUAUGCUUGCCCUCCUUUACCUCCUUACAUAGAUGAAGUCGAGUUGUUGGGUUUGGAUGAAGAGAUGAAUGAGACGGAUUCCAAAAAGCCGCUCUAUGACAUCUGCUUCCACCUGCUCAAACUUUAUAGUGACAGGCACUACAGCUUACAACAGCUACUUGAUCCCAGCACAGUAACUGCUAAUCAUCUGGACUACCGGCUGAGCUGGCACCUGUGGAACGUGUUUCAAGCUCUUAACUACAACCACCUGUCCACCUCAUGCCAGGGCUUGCUUCAUGCCAGCUAUGCUGCCCAGCUGGAGAGUGCGGGAUUAUGGGAGAUGGCUAUCUUCGUGCUGCUGCACAUACCUGACUCUGGGCGUAGAGAGAGUGCAGUGAGAGAGAUGCUCAACUUGCAUUGCUCCCUUGAAGAGACAGAAGAGUCAAUGGAGAAAGAGCAGUCUCUCACAGAAAAGCUGCUGAUCCCUAUCCAGUGGAUCCAUCAGGCCAAGGCCAUUCGUGCUUGUAGAGAGGGAGACAAACGUAGUGAGGCUUUGCACCUUUACAAGGCCGGCCAUUGGAAUCACUGCCAUCGGCUGGUCAUCCAGCACCUGGCCUCAGGUUUGAAUAAGCCAAAAGCACACAAACACACUUUUAAUGCCUCUUAA
Molecule: messenger RNA, 960 nt
Organism: Sinocyclocheilus grahami
Lineage: Eukaryota; Metazoa; Chordata; Actinopteri; Cypriniformes; Cyprinidae
Product: nuclear pore complex protein Nup98-Nup96-like
Exons: 5
Coding region: 88-960 (290 amino acids)
Source: RefSeq, a predicted model, not a curated record